AUGCCGGCCCUCCUGCUCCUCGUACUCCUGGCCUCUAGCGCCGGCCAGGCCGGGGCGCGCCCGUCCAACGCCACGAGCACUGAGUCCGCGGGCCCGCUGCCCGCCCUGCUGGCGCACCUGCGGCGCCUGACCGGGGCGCUGACGGGUGGCGGGGGCGCAGCGAGCCCGGGCGCCAACGGCACGAGGACCGGCCCCGCGAGCGGGACGGGCGCGGCGGCCCGGGCGCCCCCUCCCGCCGAGCUCUGCCACGGCUACUACGAUGUCAUGGGCCAGUACGACGCCACCUUCAACUGCAGCACCGGCUCCUACCGCUUCUGCUGCGGCACCUGCCACUACCGCUUCUGCUGCGAGCACCGUCACAUGCGCCUGGCGCAGGCCUCCUGCUCCAACUACGACACGCCGCGCUGGGCCACCACGCCGCCGCCGCUAGCCGGGGGCGCCGGGGGCGCUGGGGGUGCGGGCGGGGGGCCAGGGCCCGGCCAGGCCGGGUGGUUGGAAGGGGGCCGGACGGGGGGUGCCGGGGGCCGUGGGGGCGAGGGCCCCGGUGGCAGCACAGCCUACGUCGUGUGCGGGGUCAUCAGCUUCGCCCUGGCCGUGGGCGUCGGCGCCAAAGUGGCCUUCAGCAAGGCGUCCCGUGCGCCCCGGGCGCAUCGGGAGAUCAACGUGCCCAGAGCUCUGGUGGACAUUCUGAGACAUCAGGCGGGGCCUGGGACCCGCCCGGACCGGGCCCGAAGCAGCUCCCUGACCCCGGGGAUCGGCGGUCCCGACAGCAUGGCCCCCAGGACGCCCAAGAACCUCUACAACACCGUGAAGACCCCCAACCUCGACUGGCGAGCCUUGCCGCCGCCCAGCCCCUCCUUGCACUACUCCACGCUGUCCUGCUCUCGGUCCUUCCACAACCUCUCGCAUCUGCCCCCGUCCUACGAGGCUGCUGUGAAGUCCGAGCUGAACCGCUACUCCUCCCUCAAGAGGCUGGCCGAGAAGGAUCUGGACGAGGCCUACCUGAAGCGCCGGCCCGUGGAGUUGCCCCGGGGCACGCUGCCCCUGCACGCGCUGCGGCGGCCGGGCACCGGGGGCGGCUACCGCAUGGAGGCCUGGGGCGGCCCUGAGGAGCUGGGCCUGGCGCCCGCGCCCAACCCCCGGCGGGUCAUGUCCCAGGAGCACCUGCUGGGCGAUGGCGGCCGUUCGCGCUACGAGUUCACGCUGCCGCGGGCGCGCCUCGUGUCGCAGGAACACCUGCUGCUGUCCUCGCCCGAGGCCCUGCGCCAGAGUCGCGAGCACCUGCUGUCGCCCCCGCGCAGCCCCGCGCUGCCCCCCGACCCCACCGCCCGGGCCAGCCUGGCCGCCUCGCACUCCAACCUGCUGCUGGGGCCCGGGGGGCCCCCAACACCUCUGCGCGGGCUGCCGCCACCGUCCAGCCUGCACGCCCACCACCACCACGCCCUGCACGGCUCGCCGCAGCCCGCCUGGAUGUCCGACGCCGGCGGGGGCGGGGGCACGCUGGCCCGCAGGCCGCCCUUCCAGCGCCAGGGCACGCUGGAGCAGCUGCAGUUCAUCCCGGGCCACCACCUGCCCCAGCACCUGCGCACGGCCAGCAAGAACGAGGUGACUGUCUGA
Molecule: messenger RNA, 1617 nt
Organism: Rhinopithecus roxellana (golden snub-nosed monkey)
Lineage: Eukaryota; Metazoa; Chordata; Mammalia; Primates; Cercopithecidae
Gene: SHISA7
Product: shisa family member 7
Exons: 4
Coding region: 1-1617 (538 amino acids)
Biological process (GO): regulation of short-term neuronal synaptic plasticity; regulation of AMPA receptor activity
Cellular component (GO): postsynaptic density; dendritic spine membrane; postsynaptic membrane
Source: RefSeq, a predicted model, not a curated record